AGACUAACUGUUCUACAUCUUGUUAACUUUACAAUGACAUCUGGUGGUGCAUUGCUGUCGGCUAUAGUUCUGUGCAUUCUCCCGGUCUUAGAAGCCUACACGUGCGAUGAAAUCUUCAGUAAAGCCACAACACUCGAUUUUUCGCAAAGUGGAGCUGAAAUAAAUGUGAAAUGCCGAUUAAAUUUGAAACACAUAGAGCCGCACGUUCUUGCGCCGUACCUGGACAUUUUACGGACCACAUCUCUCGUGGCUUGUUUCUACUCUGUAUACGACGUUAGUCAUCAUAAUGAAUACUUCAAUCAGGAAUCACACGUCAUCGCUAUCUGUAAACCUGGAGCGAUGUGCCUUAACAGACUUCAUAACGAGGCGUAUGAGAGAGGAUGCGUUGAUGGACCCACCAACCAGCACCAAGCAGCAUGUACUGGAGACUUCUGUAACAAUCGAACCCAAACAGAGUUGGAUUUGGUAAAUAACAUACUCUCAACUUUAACGAAGACCACGUCAUUAUCUGGGUCGACAACUAGCACAGUUCCCAUGGCAACCACACCAGUGCGUCAACUUUACACAGAUUCAAUGACCUGCGAAGACAUCUUCAGAAAAGCGUCAGUGUUAGAUUUCUCGCAGAGCAACGCCGAGAUAAAGGCAGCCUGUCGGUUAAAUUUGCAGCACAUCGAACCACAUAUUCUUGCGCCGUACCUGGACAUUUUACGGACCACAUCUCUCGUGGCUUGUUUCUACUCUGUGUACGACGUUAGUCAUCAUAAUGAAUACUUCAAUCAGGAAUCACACGUCAUCGCUAUCUGUAAACCUGGAGCGAUGUGUUUUAAUGAGGGUCACAGAGAUGCUUAUAAAAGGGGUUGUGUAGCUGGACAUACAAAUCAGCAUCAACUCACCUGUUCCACAGACUUCUGCAACAACAGAACCCAAACAGAAAUGGAUUUGAUUGGAAAUAUCUUGUCACUUAUUACAACUACCACAAUAAAAACCACACCCACUUCAACCACCACACCAUCCACGACAACUACUUCAACCACCACACCAUCCCCGACAACCACUUCAACCACCACACCAUCCCCGACAACCACUUCAACCACUACAACAUCCCCGACAACCACUUCAACCACCACACCAUCCCCGACAACCACUUCAACCAGCACAACAUCCCCGACAACCACUUCAACCACCACACCAUCCUCGACAACCACUUCUACAACUAAACCAUCCUCGACAACCACUUCAAUAACUAAAUCUUCCCCCACAACUUCACCACCAAUUACUUUGAAUCCAUUAACCACCUCUACCACUAUACCAUCGACAUAUACUACAUCCCCGACACCUACUACUUCUACCACUACCUCUCCAUCAACUACUUCAAAUCCAUCAACCGCAUCUACCACUAUACCAUCCACAACUACAUCAUCCCCAACAACUAAUACUUCUACUACAACCUCACCAUCAACCACUACAUCAACCACUGUUAAACCAUCAACCACACCACCCUCGACAACCACUUCAUCACCUAUUACAUCUACAACGACUAGUGCGCCUACCAAUUCAACGACAAAGUCUUCAACAUCCUCAAAGACGACAACAUCAAAACCAAUGACGACAACAUCAAAACCAAUGACGACAACAUCAAAACCGAUGACGACGACAUCAAAACCGAUGACAUCGACUAAACCAUCAGUGACCACAACAGCAUCUAGCUCUACAAUUUGCUCUAACAGCCCCCAGCACCAGUGUCGUAGUGAGGGGUUCUGUGCCGUGUAUCACGCCAACACUGGAGCGUGCAACAAGCCUAUAGACGGCGAUAGCAGGGACUUCUUCGACAGUUGCGCACUUUUCUGCAACAGGUGUCAGGAAUACUGUCAGUCGUUUUCCGUGAAACCCCAAACUACGGCAGCUCCCCGGAACUGUCACCAGUGUGGGGACCUGGCCUCCUCCAGCCCUUGCUCCACCCUGCAGGUGUACACCGCACCCUCGACCCCCUGUCCCGCGGGUCUGGACUUCUGCAUGACCGAUAUACACCAUGACACAUCAGGAAAUGAUCACAUAUACAAAAGGUGCGUGAACAGACAGACGUGUGAGACGGACUGGCUAGCCCAGACGUCAGACCAGGACCACUGCACGCGCUUCGGUCAGGUACUGACCAGUGGGGAGUUCAGCUGUCACUUUUGCUGCAGGGGGGACGGGUGCAACACGAGGCUGGUCCCCGACCACAGUACCUUCUACACCAAAACCUAACCUAACCUCUCUAUGCUACAGUCUACCUCACACCAUGGCCAAUUUAAUACAUCAGUGUAUAUUGUGUAUCAGUGUUAUCUAUACAUCAUCUUCGAAUUA
This is a messenger RNA of Magallana angulata, 2343 nucleotides long. RefSeq names its product mucin-2-like. The record is from RefSeq and is a predicted model, not a curated record. Lineage: Eukaryota; Metazoa; Mollusca; Bivalvia; Ostreida; Ostreidae. The transcript has 21 exons. The coding region runs from base 34 to 2244 and encodes 736 amino acids.